AUGUGGCCAGAUAGAUUGGCUGCGAGUCAGGAAGGCCCUGGAGCCUCCACACCGUCCAGCCGUCCAUACUCCCCUGCGCGACGACCGUCACAGCUCUCUGGAGCUAAUAAGCCAGGCCAACAGGCCUUCAGCCCUCGUUCGUCGUCGCUGUCGUUCUCGCCAUCCCCGAAUGCCUCCACCAGCUCGCUCCCCGGGACCGUACGAGCGACGAACGGACUGUCCAGACUGUCCCCGUCAGCCAUGAGGAACCAAAGCUUCCCCGACCCGGUAGAAGUUUUAAACGGCAUUAUAGGCCAGCGGCGUGCCCGUUCCGGCUCUGAUGAUGAGGCGAUCCUACCACUGGAGAAGCCGGAUGUCCUUUCGGAGACUAUCGAGUUUGGCGAGCUAAGUCUGGCGGAAUUUGCCCAUCGGACAGAGACUCAGCCGACUCGUCCGGACCGUAGUCAUGGGCUGCAGUCCAUUGAACAGUAUGAGAGAGAUCGAAGUAGAUUUGAAGAGCUUCACAAUUCGAUAUCAGGCUGCGACGACGUGUUGAAAUCGGUUGAAUCAUACCUCACGAAGUUCCAGACUGAACUUGGUGCUAUAUCCUCGAAGAUCGAGUCUCUACAGUCCCGCUCAUUCCGCCUGAGCUCACAACUCGAAAACAGAAAGAAUGUCGAACGGAUUCUUGGCCCAUCUGUCGAGAAAAUAAGUGUAUCGCCACAUACAGUCCGGUUGAUAUCAGACCGUCCUAUCGACCAAGAUUGGAUCAAGGCUCUUACUGAGCUUGACACCCUCUCUUCUAGUAUCAAGGCAAACGGAACUACUCCUGAGAAUAUUAAGGCCAUUGAAGACGUCAGGCCCUUGUUGACAAAUUUGGAGGAAAAGGCUGUGGAGCGAAUUCGAGACUACCUCGUCACGCAGAUAAAAGCCAUUCGAUCCCCGAACAUGAAUGCUCAGGUUAUCCAACAACAGUCUCUACUUAAAUAUAAGGAUUUAUAUGCUUAUCUUUCCGCUCACCACCCGACAUUAUCCGAGGAAAUAACACAAGCAUAUGUCAAUACAAUGAGAUGGUACUACCUCUCGAACUUUACACGAUACUCCCAGGCUCUUGACAACUUGAAGCUUUAUUCCGUCGAUCGCAAUGAUCUCCUUGGAGGUGAUGCAUCUUCACAAAGGACAGCCCACGGUGGUUCAGGCGGCCGCAGCCCUGCCCUUGCAGCCCAUGAUCCACUGGCUUUAGGCCGCCGUAUGGAUAUACUGAAGACAAAUUCUCCCGCGGCGCUCUCCUCUUAUCUUGCAGAGGAAGAUAAAUCCUCGCACGGGUUGGAGGUUGUCUUCAGAAAUUUCAAUCUUGCAUUGAUCGAUAAUAUCUCCGCCGAAUACUCGUUUAUGGCCGAGAUGUUCGCAUCUAAAACAAUACACUAUGCGUCACAAAAAGUGGUGGAGAUCUUUGACCCUACCUUAUCUUCUGGGCAGGCGCUAACGAAGAAGCUAAUUGAAAAUACAACUGAUUGUAUCGGAAUCCUUCUCUGUGUCAGACUCAACCAGCAAUUCGCAUUCGAAUUGCAGCGCCGGAAAGUUCCUGUGGCGGAUCCUUAUAUCAACGGUAUCAACAUGCAGCUAUGGCCUCGGUUUCAGAUGAUUAUGGACCUGCAUUUUGAAUCAUUGAAGAGGAUAUCAUCUGCCUCAGCUAGAAGCAGUCUUUCGGUACUCACGUUGACAUCAGGUGACGCCCAAUCAUCUGCACCGCAUUUCCUUACUCAGAGAUUCGGACAAUUCCUACACAGCAUCUUAACUCUAUGCAAUGAAGCUGGGGAUGACGAGCCCAUUUCCAACAGCCUGGGCAGAUUGGUGAAUGAGUUUGAUGCCCUUCUUACCAAGCUAAGCAAGAGCAGCGGCGAUACGAAGAGACGAGAGCGGUUCCUCUUCAACAAUUAUUCUUUAAUACUUACUAUUAUCAGCGACACGAAGGGAAAGUUAGCAAACGACCAGAAACAGCAUUUUGAGCCGUUCGUGAAGGGACCAGGAAGCCGUCGAUAG
Arthroderma uncinatum is the source of this 2022-nucleotide messenger RNA. RefSeq names its product Vps52/Sac2 family protein. Gene Ontology annotation, cellular component: GARP complex. Lineage: Eukaryota; Fungi; Ascomycota; Eurotiomycetes; Onygenales; Arthrodermataceae. Bases 1 to 2022 code for a protein of 673 amino acids. The transcript is spliced from 7 exons. The record is from RefSeq and is a predicted model, not a curated record. Gene Ontology annotation, molecular function: syntaxin binding. Gene Ontology annotation, biological process: retrograde transport, endosome to Golgi; endocytic recycling; Golgi to vacuole transport.